CCGGGAGACGCCAUCUUCGUCUUUCUACUCGGCGAUCAUAUCCUCUGUCCGCCACCGAUGGUAGAGCUGUAAAUAUGCAGUAAAGUCCUGCCCCUGCGAGGAGAACAACGGAAGAGGGGACAGAUGAGGCUUCUGGAGUUCGUUCCCUGCGGCCGUCCAGCCGCGCUACCGGAGGACUCUCCGCCGAGAACGCGGCGGACGGAGGAGAACGCGGAGGCACCGCCGCUCUCCCCGACGACCUGCGCCUACCCUGAUAAGCGCCGGCGGAGACCCUCCCACGGGACGGCUUCGCCAUCAUGGCGGCCGUCGCUCGUCGCGAUCUCCGAGGACGGCCCCCAGGCUGCGAUGGCGCCGGUGGCUGCGAAGGGUGGGAGUGGGGGCGGUGCAUCGCGGACGAGGAGUGCCAAAUCAACGGGGAGGAUUCUCCCUCGCAAGGAGCGAGGCGACUACUGGCACCAUGGAGUUUCCACAGUCGUGCCUGCAUUGGCUCCGACUCCCUUCUUGUUCUGAAGCUCUCCACCAGUCUGUGCGAAGAUUUAGAAGCAAGAAGUAUCAUGCCAUGUUGACGACGAUGGAAAAUUGUGAUUUUAUCUAUUGUUUCACAGUAGUUGCAAAUUUAUAGUCCUCCUGUACAUUGUUCCAUUGUUUUAAAAGCCUAUUUUUAUUUAUCUAUUUGCUUAUCAUGUAAUGUUGCUGGGAAUUCCUUGACGGCAUGCAUGAUUUCAAACCCUUCAGUUCAGACGGCAGCAUGGCUCGAGGGAGAUGGAGAGUACUGCAGAAUGAAGAUUUAAUUAUUUUCAA
Molecule: messenger RNA, 801 nt
Organism: Phoenix dactylifera (date palm)
Lineage: Eukaryota; Viridiplantae; Streptophyta; Magnoliopsida; Arecales; Arecaceae
Source: RefSeq, a predicted model, not a curated record